Messenger RNA from Symphalangus syndactylus (siamang), 3361 nucleotides. RefSeq names its product TAFA chemokine like family member 2 (gene TAFA2). The record is from RefSeq and is a predicted model, not a curated record. Lineage: Eukaryota; Metazoa; Chordata; Mammalia; Primates; Hylobatidae. Gene Ontology annotation, molecular function: receptor ligand activity.
GCCCCGGGGGCGGACUGAGUGCGCGGCCAUGGUCUGCUGCCCCCCAUCGGUCCCCGCCCGUCCAGCAUCUUGCCUUGGCCUCUUCUGGCCCGGGACUGCCGGGUUUUAGCUCUCCUCGCCGCCGAGGGUUCUGGCUCUCUCUCGCUAGAGGGAUGCCACCGCCCUGUCCUCCCAUCCUCGGCGUUGCCUUCCCCUCCCUCUUUCCCACUGACGCCUUGAAAACCCUUAUUUGCGCAUUCACUCACGCUUGAGGGAUAACCCAAGCUCAGUGAAUAUGGGCACACACAAAAAACAUUCCGAAACCGAACGCUUGGUCUGCAUGCCCUUCCUGGGUUCCUUCCAGCGCUCUUACUCCCGUUAUAGGUGAGGACCCUUUAUAGGCUCUUUGUGACGCCUCCCCAGGCACACCCAGACGACUAAGCUGCAGUGAAAAACAUGUCCCAGUUCAUUGGUGAAGAGGGAGUAGAAUAUGGACAGUAUUGAAUAAUGCCAGAUACUAAAGGAAGAAAACGUGCGAGAAAUCCUCUUGUUUAUACAAGAGUAACAUUUUCUUAGCCCCAUCUUCGUAUGGUGCCGGACACCUGAAAUGAAACUAGAUAUGUCUUUAAUUUGAAGUCAACGAUUAUGUUACAAAAUAGAAAAUCGAGUCGCUUAAAAAUCAAAUGCCAAGGUCACACAGCAGGUGGAGAGGUUAAAAGAUUAAGAGUUUCUCUAACCACGGCUACCCUCUAAAAGUCACAUUUUCCCCCUUUUUCCAGUCACUCUCUGAAAGAGAACAAAGUAAUUUUCUGAAGGGAAGCUGCAGAAUGUGGAAAACACAUAUUGGAGCUACAUGGACGAUGAGUAAGAGAUACUUACAGAAAGCAACAAAAGGAAAACUGCUAAUAAUAAUAUUUAUUGUAACCUUGUGGGGGAAAGUUGUAUCCAGUGCAAACCAUCAUAAAGCUCACCAUGUUAAAACGGGAACUUGUGAGGUCGUGGCACUCCACAGAUGCUGUAAUAAGAACAAGAUAGAAGAACGGUCACAGACAGUCAAGUGCUCAUGCUUCCCCGGGCAGGUGGCAGGCACCACGCGAGCUGCUCCAUCAUGUGUGGAUGCUUCAAUAGUGGAACAGAAAUGGUGGUGCCAUAUGCAGCCAUGUCUAGAGGGAGAAGAAUGUAAAGUUCUUCCGGAUCGGAAAGGAUGGAGCUGUUCCUCUGGGAAUAAAGUCAAAACAACUAGGGUAACCCAUUAACCCAGGAGAAAUCAAGUGAUCCUCAAGGCUGAUGACAUUGAACAUACGCAUAGGAACAACUCCUGAGGUGAUCUUGAAGAUUUUUGUACCACUUGAAAUAGGCACUCAAGAGUCUAUUUCCAAGGGAUUUCAUGGCCUCUUCUUGAAAUCAAGACUUUUUAAAAGUCAGACAUGAACUUCCAUGUCAUGAAGAUUUCAGCAGAUUUGGACUGUGUUCAACUUGUAAAUUGUUAAAAGAAUUUGAAGUCACUGUCUGCGGAGCUGGUGAAGAGUUGUUUUUUUCAGGGUGAUGUUAGAGACAGUCACCUUUUGAGUUAUUGGCUCCAGAUGUGACUACUUUUCUUGUUUCUGCAAGCCGUAUCCCAAGUGCACUGUCCUUCUGUCCUGGAUGUGUUCCUGGGUCGUAUGUUCAUUUGCUAGUGGGACUACACAUGGCUUUAAUGACAUUUCCUUUGAGAACUUUUCCUCUGGCAUGGUGUAGACUGAGACAAUUUUAUUUAUAUCCUAAUCUUGGAGCUCAGAAAGCCUACAUGUUUUAACAUCUUAAAGUUGCUUUUGUUAAAGGAAUGGAAAUAUAUAUCCAUUGGUAAUAAUGUUGGCAAGUAAUAGUUAUCUGAAUAAAUCAAUCAUAUAAGAAUGUAUAGACAAGCUGGCAUACUUCCCUAAGGCUAACAACACCCUGCUGAAGCUCUUUGUCAAAUAGGUAGUAGUUAGAACUGGAUUACCAUUUUCAUUAUAUAAUACUUUGUACCUCUAGAGCACUCUCCCUUUCUGUUUUUUUUUUUAAGUGAGCUUUUCUUUAAUUUUUUAUGUUUACUUAUUCCCUUCACAGAAAUCAGCAGUAAGCAGUCAAGUUAAUGGGUAGCCUUCAGUUUCAAAAAAAUUGACAGGGAUGCAUGUGAGUAUCUGAUUUCUUAGCUUGAAUAUUAUUCACUUAGAUUUCUUCUAGUAUUUUUUUAAAAACUGUCCUAUCUCAUUUUAAAAGACUUUCUUUUGCUUGAUCCCAAUGACUGUUUGAAUGCUCAUAUAUUUGUUCAAUCUGUUGAUAGAAAAAAUUGUUCAUUUUCCUCAGUCUCAAAUUUAUAAAUAUUUGCUUACAGUUUUCCUAUUCAAACAAUUUGUUAGGCCAAUAUUUUGUGACAUUUUUGUAGCGAUUUUAACGUUUGUGGUUUUGGUUCUACAGGAAAGUCAUAAAUAUUUAAAGGCCUUAAACAUGUAUGUACUUUUUUUUCUAAGUUAUAGAAUGUAUAAUUUUAUACUACAUUUAUUUUGUUUCAUUUGUGAUAUGAAGGGAGAGAAGAAAGAAAAUUGCGUAGCCAUUCUGUAACAAUAUUGUGUAAACCUAUAGUUUGAAGGAAUGCAAGAAGAGGGAUUUCUGUGUUUUACUCAUUUUAGACUGUUCAGAAGAUGCUUCAUAAAUUGUCCUGUUAGAAUUUCCAUCAUGGAAGGUGGUAUGGAAGAAGGUAUGGAAAUAUCUUGUAUUCUAGAAACUCACUGACGUGGUCAAUUAGACAUAUGUUGGUUUCCAGGAUGGAGGCCCAUAUAUCCUGGGGAACUUUGGUCUGUUAGUUUGUGACAAUAUUCAAAGGCCAAAACACUACUCAGACCCUUUCCUGGGAAGAGCAACUAAAAAUGUAAAAUUGGUUAAAAAUAAAGUCUGAAAAGUAUGUAUCUCACAUUGAACUAAAAUCCACUGUCUCAUAAGUUCAUGGAAUGAAAUGACUUUCUGCCUCCAUUUUAAUCAUGCAUAAAAUGAAUCAGAUGGCUUUGAGUGGAUUUUCACAAUGGCUCAAGACUAUAUGAAAUUAUAAAAAAAAGUUGCCCUGGGGUUUCUGCAUCAAUUAGAAUAUCGUUAAUUUCUUUGUAACCAAGUGAAAAACUAUACUUUUUGGAAAUUAUGAAUUUGUCCUAGGUUUGUUUGAGAUUUGAAAUUAUAUAGAUCAUGCUUCUCAUUUUUUAAACUUCUUUAAAUCAACACUGGAAACUCUGUAUUAUAUACAAGUGUAAUACAUGCAUAUAAUGGAAAAAAAAACCAUGGAAUUUCAAAUAUACUAACUAGAUUAUCCCCAGUAGAUUAAUGUUGUGACUAUUCAGAAAAGGUGAAUAAAAUUGGGAUAUAAAAUGGA